AACAUAGUUUUUAUUAUAUUUAAUAUUAUGGAUUUGAACAAUGUACAUAUUAUAUUUGAUAAUCCAACAGCAGUUUUUUCCCCUGGUGAAAUAAUUACUGGUCGAGUUUUAAUUAUUGUUAGCAAUUUCAUUAAAAUAAAAAAAGUAAAAUUAAAAUUUAAAGGAGAAGGAAAUGUGUUAUGGAGAGAACAUAAUCUUAUGUCUAAAAAAAAUAGUAGAAAUGGAAAUAGAAGGCAUAGCCUUACACCUAACAAGGCUAAAACUGAAAGAUAUACUGCAAAAGAAGAAUAUUUUAAACAUAAAAUAAUACUAGCGGGUGGGGACCGAAAAUUACAUUUAAAAGAAGGAGAACAUGUUUAUCCAUUUAGUGUUUCCUUACCAGAUCACUUACCAUCAACAUUUGAAGAAGAAUAUGGACGUAUACAAUAUACAGCCAAAGUAGUAAUUAAUAUACCUUGGGAUAUUAAAAAAGGUAAAGAAAUUCUAUUUGAAGUUAUUUCUGCCUUAAAUUUGAAUGAUGAACCAUCCUUAGCUGAACCUAAAAUACUAGAAAGAAAGAAGUUUUACUGUUGUUUUUGUUGUAAGUCUGGACCAAUGACAAUGAUUGUCUAUGUACCUUAUACUGGUUUUGUUCCUGGACAAAAUAUACCGGUUACAGUUGAACUGGACAACAACAGCAAUGUGGAUGUAGAUUCUAUUAAAAUAAAUCUGGAAAGAAUAUUGAAAUUUAAAGCACGGUUUCCGAGUAGUAAAAUAAAGUCUAAACCAUUUAAGAUUGUUAAUAUAUGUAUAGAUGGUGUUGAAAAACAUACUUCAAAAACCCGUGUGGAAAAAAUUAAAAUUCCACAUAGUUUGACAAUACCAAAUUUAAAACAUUGUGGUAUUAUAACUGAUAUAUAUUCUCUAAAUGUCGAGGCUUGCGUUAAUGGCGGAUAUAUAAAUGAAGUAAUUUCUGUUGAUAUAAAAUUGGGUAAUACACCAUUGACAAUAGAUACCAAUGCUCAUAAAUUUAAUUAUUCUUUUCAAUCGUUAAACCAAAGUUAUAUUUCAAGCGAACAAAUUCCAACAAAUCCUCUUCCGUCAUUAGGGUUUACUGAGCCAAAUUCAGUUCCUGGAUAUGCUCAACAAAUAGUUUAAAGUAAAUAAUUAAAUUCUGUUCCACACAAAAUCUAGAAAAUUGGGCAAUUCUCACACAAAACAAUUCACUGCACAUUAAAUUAUCUGCAUAUCAAGAUUUACUAACUCUUUGUCAAUUUUAGGGUCCAGAAAUAAUAGCUGAUAUACUAAUAGUAUUUAUUAGUACUUAUAUUAUUAGUUGAGUUUAAUUUACUUUUAGAACAUUAAUGAUCAUUCAUCUAUUUUCAUAAAAAAUAUCAAACCAUUAGAUUCAUAGAACCAAUUUACUCAAUUACUAAUGUAUGCUAUUUAACUAUCGGAUUAAUUACCUAUUAAAUUAAAAUCAACUUUGCUAUUGAAUC
Messenger RNA from Melanaphis sacchari, 1478 nucleotides. Its product is annotated as arrestin domain-containing protein 3-like. Gene Ontology annotation, cellular component: cytoplasm. The transcript has 6 exons. The record is from RefSeq and is a predicted model, not a curated record. Gene Ontology annotation, biological process: protein transport. Bases 28 to 1137 code for a protein of 369 amino acids. NCBI's taxonomy places the organism in Eukaryota, Metazoa, Arthropoda, Insecta, Hemiptera, Aphididae.